Messenger RNA from Malassezia restricta, 576 nucleotides. RefSeq names its product transcription initiation factor TFIIA large subunit. Lineage: Eukaryota; Fungi; Basidiomycota; Malasseziomycetes; Malasseziales; Malasseziaceae. Gene Ontology annotation, biological process: transcription initiation at RNA polymerase II promoter; transcription by RNA polymerase II. The record is from RefSeq and is a predicted model, not a curated record. Gene Ontology annotation, cellular component: transcription factor TFIIA complex. The coding region runs from base 1 to 576 and encodes 191 amino acids. The transcript has a single exon.
AUGAGCAACCGAGUCGUGUCGGCCACGUUCCGUCACAUUAUCGACGAUGUCAUUACGAAUGUGCGACAGGACUUUGAGGACAUGGGGAUUGAGAAGGAGGUGCUCGAGGAGCUGCAGCGGUCCUGGGAGGCCAAGCUCGUCGCGACGCAAGUCGCGGAAUUCGAUGGGGCGGCCGGUCCGCCGCCGCCGCGCGGCAUCUACGACGUAGACGCGCGCCAGGACGGCGUCUCUGUGGUGCCUCCUGUGCCUGCCGCACCCAUCAAGGCGGAGCAAGAGAGUCAUCAGGUCAAGUCGGAUGACGAGCACAGCGCGAGCCAGAAACGCAAGCGCGACCCGUCGGACGAGGGCAAGCGCGAGUCGGUCCAGGACGACGAUGCACACAAGGACGAGAUCGGCAGCGACCUGGACGAUUCCGACGACGACGACGGCGAUGGCUCCGAAGACAUGAUCUUGUGCCUGUACGACAAGGUACAGCGCGUGAAAAAUAAGUGGAAAUGCGUGCUACGAGACGGUGUGGCGUCCAUCGGCGGGCGCGACUAUCUCUUCUCCAAGUGCAACGGCGAGUUUGAGUGGUAG